Messenger RNA from Caenorhabditis sp. 36 PRJEB53466, 1698 nucleotides. The record is from the annotation of a GenBank genome assembly. NCBI's taxonomy places the organism in Eukaryota, Metazoa, Nematoda, Chromadorea, Rhabditida, Rhabditidae.
AUGUACGGACCAUAUCCGUAUCCGCCAGGUAUCCCCGUUCCCUUGUUUUUUUUUGAAUCAAGGUUUUCAGAGGUUGCUGAGAUGAUUCAAGCGGGAGGCUUCCCAUUUGCCAUGAUGAACCGUGGCAUGCCGCCACCGCCGCAAUGGGGCCAGUAUCCGAUGAUACACCCGUACGAAUUACAGCAGAUGCUUCGAGUAAGCGAUUCUUCCGUUUUCCACUCUCAUAGGUCACCGCUCUUCCUUCCAACAUUCCUCAUGCUGCUCAGUUUUUUUUACCGAGAGAGAAAGAGAGAGAUAUCAGAAAAUUGGAAGAGAAGCGAGCAGGAAACGUUGGCCAAUGUGCUGGAUUAAAAAACGGCUAGAGAGUGGUAAUGGGAGUGACAGCUGAAGGCCGCCCGAGUAAACUGUGUGGACAAAGUUUAUCUGGCCUGACCUACAUUACAUCAUAGAACCAACACAGCGUGUCUCUUGUUAUCUGUCUGGCAAACGAAUAGAGCACAACCGUAUCUGGCAAUUGCCAUUCUAGUGUUUUCUAUCAGCCACACCCAAGUUAUUCUACUAUGAACUUCAAUGAUUUGUUCACAUUGAACUCUCACACCUAAUCUGCAGUCACCAAGUAAGAUAUAAGUGUCAGGAAUACAUAAGCUCAUGGCCGUGCCAAAUCCAUCACGUUUGCAGCAGUUUCAACAAAUGGGAAUGGGCCAAUACCAACACGACAGCCCGCCGCAGCUCCGCAAAUUGUUCAUCGGUGGCCUGAGCCAUGACACGACGGACGAGCAGGUUUGUUGAACACAUGACGGUCGUCCGGGGAAAUCUCAUGUUCACCCAUUUGUAGCUCGGCAACUACUUCUCGCAGUGGGGACCCGUCGUCGACGCGAUCGUCAUUCGUGAUCCGAAUACGAAGCACUCGCGUGGCUUUGGCUUCGUCACUUUCGCAUCGAUUUUCAGCGCCGAGUCGGCGAUGAAGGAUAGACCACACGUGUUGGGCGGAAAGACGGUGAGUGGCUGAACAACUGCUCGGCUUGGCGGGGCGGAGAACGAAAACGCCAAAGUUCACUUUUAGGUCGACUCGAAGAGAGCGAUUCCGCGUGAACAAAUGUCUUCGAUGAUUCCUCCGCCGUUUUUCGAGACCGACCCAGCUCCAGGGUGCAAACUGCUGCUCAGCGGAAUCACCCACGGAGUGCAUUCCGUUGACUCGCUUCGAAUCUACUUUGAGACUUUUGGAACGCUCGACCAAGUCGAGAUCCUUGGACAACCACGUGGACUCGGUUUCGUGAUCUACGAGGACAAGGAGUCGGCUGACCGUUGCUUGGCACACAAUGGCGGUCGUCACAUCGUGAACGAGCGCAAGAUUGACGUGCGCGUCUUCACCAAGCAUCCGAACGGAAGCACCUACUGGAAGCGUCCACAGGCGCAAACCCACUCUCGUGAGCUCUAUGAGCAACUCUCGCAUCUUAACAUAAAGGACGGAGACCGCAAGAGCACUGGCAACAGCAGCUCUGCAGCGGAUACGCCGCAAAACUUUGAUGAGGAUAGCAACUACGGAGGAACUACAACUGAGGUACAGCUAAUCGCGGAAACUGGGGUUAAUCUGGAAAUUUGCAGGAUGACUGCACCGCAUUUGAUCAUGAGGAAGGAUCGUCCGAGGACAGCUCAACAGAGCAGACUUCUUCUGAUGACAAGGAGAACUCGCAAUAA